AUGUCUUCCAGGAUUAGGGCGGAGAAGGAGCAAUCUCCGGUGCCUCCACCAUCUCUGAUUACGUGUCUUCCAUAUGACAUCAUCGUGGAUAUCAUAGCACGUGUACCAAUAUACUAUUAUCCGAAAAUCUCCCUCGUUUCCAAGAGUUUCCGAUCAAUCGUUGCGUCACGUGAGCUGUACACGAGUCGAUCCUUGUUAGGCCGCACCGAACACUGUCUCUAUGCUGUUCUUUAUAACUACAACACCGAUGAUUACCAUUUGUCUAUUCUCCGCCGGGAAGUCAACAACAAUAAUCGCUUGGUCAUUAUCCUGACGCUUCCUUGUAUGCCUUGCAGCGUAAGCUAUGUCCCAGUGGGUUCAAAGAUAUAUGCAGUGGGUUCAUCGAGUUCUUUAAGCAUAGACUGUAGAUCUCACAAGGUGCAGUCCAACUCUAGCAUUCCUAAGUACAUGUAUGAGAAGGUCCCUGGCAUCAUCAACGGUAAGAUUUACCUAAUCGGAGAUGAUAAGGAAAGCCAUUCGAGAAAGAGAGUAAUGGUGUUGGAUAUAGAAACUCAAAUGACGAUAAAGCCAGACUUGGAGCUAGAUCAAUUUUGGUAUGAUGCUGUGGUGAUGGAGGAUAAGAUUUACAUGAGACAUUCUAUGAAAAGCUUUGUUUAUGUGCCAAAGGAAAACACUCUCCUUUCACAUAAGUUUUUCCUUAGAUCUCAGAAACUGAAGCAGGACAAGUCUCAACAAGCAGGAUCUCAUGGAUGUGGUUAUUUGCAGCUCAGGAGGUAA
Eutrema salsugineum is the source of this 777-nucleotide messenger RNA. RefSeq names its product F-box/kelch-repeat protein At4g38940. The record is from RefSeq and is a predicted model, not a curated record. Gene Ontology annotation, molecular function: protein binding. Bases 1 to 777 code for a protein of 258 amino acids. The transcript is spliced from 2 exons. NCBI's taxonomy places the organism in Eukaryota, Viridiplantae, Streptophyta, Magnoliopsida, Brassicales, Brassicaceae.